AUGAUAAAACAUAGAUUCCAUACAACAAAAAGUAGUUUCACAUUUGCUUUUAAUAAAGAUUGCUCAUUUGUAUCAGCUGCCUGUAGGGAUUCAAUUAACAUAUAUGAAUUCAGUCAAGGAAUGUUGAAAUAUAUUCAACUCCUUAAAUCAGCAUUAGGUGAAUGUGAACACUCUACAUUUCAUGAAAAAUCCAAUUAGCUUCUAUCUGGAAUUUAAAUGGAGAUAUUUUGA
Molecule: messenger RNA, 231 nt
Organism: Paramecium octaurelia
Lineage: Eukaryota; Ciliophora; Oligohymenophorea; Peniculida; Parameciidae
Source: the annotation of a GenBank genome assembly